GCAAGGGCCAGUUACGAUGAUUGCACAUGGACAACUCGAGUCGUUUGUGUCUUUCAAACCUAAAGCACCAAUUUCGGCGAAACAUCGAAUUGGAUCCAUCUUGACAGAUGGUUGCUGGCGGAGAGUAAAUCCUCUCUUUCCCCGGAUGUGGCCAAGCUCAGAGUGCAGCUAACCUUCAGACUCCAUAACCACGACCAUUGAGGAACAAGGACGACAAGGAGCGAAAUACACACACGCAUCCACAGAACGAGAGGCCGAAACACCGAGGACGGAGAGAAAAAUCAAGGCCGCCUCGCCACUUUCCUCGAGGUUCCCCGGCUCAGUUGCUCACUCCCUCGCCCCUCAUGCAGUUCGAAGCUCAAUGUCAAGGGAAGUUUCUCACAUUUUCCAACUUAAGGGUCGUGUUAUGGUGUCUUCUUGUGUCCCAUUUCCUUUCAAUCAUUGACUCUCACGCAGUCCACGAGGGAGACAGGGCGCAAAUUGCUUUCUUGACGUGUGAUCACUAGAGUGAAGUGUGUCUGUCUUUGCCAGAUGAAUUUUGUGCGGAAAACCAAUUUGGUCGACGAUCCGGAUAUGAUGAGCUACGACGACGAGACCUCGUCCUUAGUCAUGGAUUACGACCAAUUGUUGUCCAAGAUGAACGCCACCGAGCGUCUCGAAUUGGAAUGUGCCAUCAAAGAGCAGCAAUUUAAUGCCAGCCGUGACCAAUAUGCGGCAACCCUGCGUUGUCCACCAAGUUUUGACAAAAUCAGCUGUUGGCCGGCAAGUGUCACGGAUUCGUUGGUGGUGAUUCCGUGUUUUUCUGAAUUCAACGGCGUACGAUACGAUACCACAAAAAACGCCUCCAGAGAGUGUCUCAGCGAUGGAACCUGGGUGUCCAAAUCGAAUUACAGCAUGUGUACGGUGCUUCAUCUGGAUCAAACCUUGUUCAACGAGUCCGAAAGUGUACUUCCUCACGAUUAUUCGUUCCUCAUUUACCUCGUUGGUUACAGCUUGUCACUCAUAGCUCUCUUCAUUGCAUGUGGCAUCUUCUUUUACUUCAAAGAGAUCCAUUGUCUUCGAAACAAGAUCCAUACCAACUUGUUUGUAACAUACAUUCUUUCCAACAUGUUUUGGAUUCUCUCGGCCACCAUUCACUCCACCAAACAAGACGGCGAAACCAACAUGAUAUGGUGCACAUCUCUGGUAUUUGUCAGAUUUUUCCAUCUCUGCACCUUCUUCUGGAUGUUUGUCGAAGGGUUGUAUUUAUUUGUGCAAGUGAUUGCUGCUUUCUUCAUCGACAAUUCGUGUAUGAAACUAAGACACUACCUUUUCAUCGGAUGGGGUAUUCCAUUUAUCAUUGUGGGAGUCUGGGCCACCCUGACCUCAAGCCUCAACACUGGAAUGGUCAACCAGGGUGUCAAUUUUCGAGGUGUUCAGUACAAAAUUACCACAUCAAAUUUUACAACGAUGUCGCCAGCGAGCCCCUCCCUGGAUUGCCCUUUCAUGGCCCAAAACAACUUGGAAUACAUCUAUACUGUGCCUAUCCUCUUUGUUCUUGGACUGAAUACAUUUUUCCUGGUCUGGAUCAUGUGGGUUGUCAUCACUAAACUGAGAUCCUCUGCAUCCGCUGCCCAAGAGCACGACCAUCAGAAUUGGAAGGCUGCUAAGGCACUGCUCGUUAUCAUCCCGCUCUUGGGGAUCACUUAUCUCUUCACCAUUUCCGGGCCUUCGGAUCCAACCACAAUGCCUUACUACAUAUUUCAACACGUCAGAGCCUUUCUUCUUUCCAUUCAGGGGUUUGCGGUCACUCUGCCGUACUGUUUCCUCAAUACGGAGAUUCGCAAUGUGGUCAAAAACCAUUGGGAUCGCUAUCAGACCAACCGCACUGUGGUCGAAGGCAUUCAAAAUGUGACCCGAGGAGGGGGUCAAUCAGGUCGAAACUCUUUUUCGUUCUACAACAAUGACGGAUCCAGAAGAAGUUCCACGUUCAGGAUGCACUUUACUCCCACGGGUAGCAACCAUUCAGGAGGGAGUGGGAGCCAGAAUCGACCUCGACUUGUGCAUCAAUCCUCACUUCCAGCUUCUUAUUACGUCGAGUCUAGUUUCAAGUGUCCUGGAGGGGCAAGUCUCGGGGGAACUCACGGGCCUCAUCCCAGCAAUGGUGGUGGUGCCAAUGGUUUUAAAUUCAUUCGCGGUCGUGAGCACCUCAUCGAUAUUCAGAAGACAAUAGAGGAGGCUUCAGACGAGAUGAAAAGCACGAGUUUCGAUCAGACCUCGACCCUUUUGCCAGCCUCUAACAGCGACCUUCAUCUGGCGAAAGGCGGCGACGCCAUAGCGCCAACUUCGGGAAUAACGACCGCCAAGGUCAUUAGAGAUGGAGUUAUCAAUGAGGAAGAGAAGAGCGAUGAUGUGGCAGAGGAAAACGAAGAUGAGAGGGAGUGCCUCCUGGUGAACAAGUUCAAUGGAAGAUUGGAAAUGAUCCACGCAGAACCAGCCUCCAAGUAUGGAACCACCGCCAACGGAACCAGUAACGAUCCAACCGACGUGACACUUUCGGUUCUGAAGUCGAAUCCACUCGGAUCGCUUCAAGAAAAGAACGUGAAUUAGGAACGCGAUACUAAUGUGUGCUUGUGUGUGUAACUGAACUUGCUCAUACUGCCGUUGCUCACCACCAUUGUACCUGAUAUUUGCUCGCUAACCAUUAUGUGCUUUUGCUCAAAUGCUCGUUGAAGAGCUAUUGAUAUGACGAUAAUUAGACGGACGGUUGUUGAGUGCGAUUAUCGUACUAACCGAAUGUCAAAAGAUAGUGUGUUGAUGGUUUGUAAAAAAAUGUCAUGCUAAAUAUUACGCCGCCAAGUUGAGGUUGUGCCCCCGCUUGAGGGUCGCAAUCGUACAAAUUUGGACGUUAUAUUCUCAAAUCAGUCAAAUUUUCUCCUCCAUAGAACGAUAUAAUGCGUUACCAGUGAAUGAUCUCUUUUGUUGGAAAAUACAUGCUUUGACAAAGAAAAACGGGCACCUCUA
This is a messenger RNA of Tigriopus californicus, 3003 nucleotides long. Its product is annotated as diuretic hormone receptor-like. The transcript is spliced from 10 exons. Gene Ontology annotation, cellular component: plasma membrane. The record is from RefSeq and is a predicted model, not a curated record. Bases 532 to 2589 code for a protein of 685 amino acids. Gene Ontology annotation, biological process: cell surface receptor signaling pathway; adenylate cyclase-modulating G protein-coupled receptor signaling pathway. Gene Ontology annotation, molecular function: G protein-coupled peptide receptor activity; peptide hormone binding. Lineage: Eukaryota; Metazoa; Arthropoda; Copepoda; Harpacticoida; Harpacticidae.